Molecule: messenger RNA, 573 nt
Organism: Striga asiatica
Lineage: Eukaryota; Viridiplantae; Streptophyta; Magnoliopsida; Lamiales; Orobanchaceae
Source: the annotation of a GenBank genome assembly
AUGGGAGUAAUGGCUCCCAUGGAGGAAUUCUUGCCGGGCAUGUCCCCUGUCCACCGCCCAUCUCCUCCCCCCACCUUCAGCUUAAUCGGGCUCGCCGGAAAGCCCGAGACCUUCCCAUUUAACCCGAUCCGCGGCGGCGACCCGCGCGAGCUCCACGAGAGCGACGUCGUCUGGUCAUUCGCCGUCUCCCCCGACGGCCGCCGCCGCUUCAAUCCGGAGAGAUCUGGCCUCUCCGCCCUCCUCUCGGACGAAGCCUACCGCCCCGUCUGCCAGAAAUCUAGCCCCGUGGCCAUCCCAAAGGAGUUGCGGCAGGGGGAUGGUCAUGCUCCGGCGAAGUUCCGACAAUCGGUACCCGUGAACAUCCCGGCGUGGCCAAAGAAUUUGAAGUGCUCCGGCGAGGUGGAGGUGGACGACGGUGGCGGGGAGGCGGGGGAGAUGGUGCCCCCGCACGUGAUCGUGGCCAGGUCGCACGUGACGUUCUCGGUGUUCGAGGGCGCCGGGAGGACGCUGAAGGGCCGUGAUUUGCGCCGGGUCCGCAACACCGUGUUGCAGAAAACAGGUUUUAUCGACUGA